CAUGGGUAUCUGAAAAGAUAAAGAAUCAUGAGUUAGAAAAUGAAUUAUUUGCAGUAUGUGAACAAUACUUGUUUGAAUUAGGCUUUGACCUUCUUGAUAAAUCCAAAGAAACAACUAGAUCAUUAUGGAUCUGA
This is a messenger RNA of Racocetra fulgida, 134 nucleotides long. NCBI's taxonomy places the organism in Eukaryota, Fungi, Glomeromycota, Glomeromycetes, Diversisporales, Gigasporaceae. The record is from the annotation of a GenBank genome assembly.